This is a messenger RNA of Paramuricea clavata, 6688 nucleotides long. The record is from the annotation of a GenBank genome assembly. Lineage: Eukaryota; Metazoa; Cnidaria; Anthozoa; Malacalcyonacea; Plexauridae.
AGUUCGGGACGUUCCUUGGAAAUUGCGAGAAAGAAAGACGAGAUCUCAGGUUUGCUUGCUUUCUUUUGUUUUUGGAGGAUUUUUUUCUGACAAUUUGUUUUGUGUUUUCUGACAUAUUCAUGUCUUUCUUAUAUCUUGUCACCACGGACGUCAGAUUAGCGAGCUUAAGCAUGAUAGUAAAGAAAACUUGUCGUAUAUUAUAAUUCGUAUGAAUUUAAUACAGUAUAAGAAGCUGAAAACAUUGGCUUUAUGUUUGGGAAGAGUUCUUCUGACCGAAUUUUAAGUUGCACUUGUUACGGCUUGAAAUGUAGGCGUUGUAUAAAAGACGUGAAAAUCUGUGAUUUGCCGUUGUAAACACAACGACGAUCACGUCUGAAAGUCCCCUGGGACUGUAAUUAUUUAUUUCUUUUCAUUGACUCAUUGUAUUGGUUGCCGUCGUCGUCAUGUUGCCGUCCUACAUGCUUAAGCUCCCUAUUGUCGGGAGGGGGGACUAAAAACUGUGUUUGUGUCAGUUUGUGGUAAUCUUCAACACAUCUGGCAAAAUUUUUAAAGUUUUUUUUUGCUUCCUUACACGAGCGCUAUGAUGCAAAAUGGCGCCAAAAUUAGAUAUACCAAUUUUUGGGUGACGUCCGUGUUGAGAAAAACGUCGCUUGCUUUCGCUCAAUAACAUCAUUUGUGGGUGUGCACGUGGCGGCAUGUCAGUGAUUGACAUAUGCAUGGCUUGACGUUUAUGUAUUUGCUCACAUAUUCAUGUACAUUUAUAGUCUGUCGGAAAGAACAUAUUCCUUGUGGGGCUACAUGUGGCAGAAUGUGAAUGAUUUUGUAAAUCCUCUAUUUAAUGAAUUAAAAACACAUUUUCUGAGACCGAGGACCUCGCCUCAAUACAUAAGGUAUGGUUCGCGUAAGUACAUUCAUAUGCAUGCACGUACUGUACAUACUAUAGCACAUGCAUUUCUACGGAUAUGGAAUGAGUACUUGGUUACGAAUCAUAUAGUAGUACCUUUCUCGUGCGUGCCCCAGUGACGUGCCCUUUUAAAAAUUAUAAAUACUAAAUCUGCUAUAUAGUGCAGGCCAUAUUUAAUUUGAUAAGGAGUGAGAAUCCUUGCAACCAUAAAAAAUCCUUUAAGCAUUGUUUCCAUUAGUCUGCAUAGCAGGCUUACGCGGGCUAGGUUUCAAUAUUCUCGUCGAUGUGAAAUAUCUUAGAUCUAUUAUGUAUUUUUGUGUGCUAUUUCAAAUCAGUCUUGACUGGUUACAGAGAGAUCAACAUUACAUUGGUCACCUUGACAUGGCCGAAACAGCCACGACCAGCUUGCCGCCAUUUUGUGCAGACAAACAGAAGUACCAGUGCUACGAUGAAAUAUAUUUCCAGUGUAGAUUGUAUACCCUACCUUAUCUCAAAUGUCUAUACAUGUAGUACUGUAAUGAAUUAUUUCAAUAUUUGUUUUCUGAAGGUGUUGGAGAGCAAUGUAUAAUCGUCAUGAGAAUGUUAUGCAUUCGAGAGAAACUGUGACGGAUGCCAUCACAAGUCUCGUUGAUCAAAAUGAUUCAAUACAAGAUCACAUCUCUCUACUUAGCAAGGUAUUACAUCAACUGUCUGUAUAAAUGUUUUCAUGUAAUACUAUGUUCUGUUGGUGGAUUGCAGUAAGCAUUAUAGAGCAGUACUGCCAGUGAUGUAUCCUAUUAUACUUUAUGUACAGUAAAUAAAUACCAUACAUUGUCACAGGACAACAAUUUUGCUGACUAGCUUAUCGCCAAGAUGAAUUUGGACAUUAUUUAGAUAGGUGUAACGACUCUGGGAUGCUCAAAACCAUACGCAAGCAUGGUUGAUUAAUCCAGCUGAUGCCGUUAUCAACCAAACGUCCUUACCUCGAACCACGUCAGACCAACCACUGGGAGUUUGAGGUGGACAAAUCCUGACGUUUGCAGUAUUUAAUAAAUGAGUCGUCGCAGAUAAGAAAGAUAUAUUCUCACUUGAAACUUUAAUGGUUUUCAAGAACAUUUGGGAGGUUUUUAAUCUGAUAGGAAUUAAGACCUUCAAAUGCUCGUUACAAAUUAAAGACUGAUGAUGAUUCGCAUGAGCACAGACAAUCAAUGGAAUUGUGUUGUUUUUUUCAAAAUCCGUCGAUGAAAAUAAUAGGCGAAUACAAUUUCUUCACAUGGUUACAGUAUAGGAAUCGUGUGGAUAUACCAUGAAUAUAGAUUGCAGUAUUUUUCCUGUGAAUGUUACUACACGUAUCUGCGAUUUAGAAGUAUGUUAAUCGUCAGCGGCAGUUGUAGUAUAUUUUUGGACGUCGCUAUAUUUCCUCAACUUUGUUCACGUUUGUCAUGUUUGUUUUCAACAUUGUAUAUUUUGUAUUUUUAGAGGAUAGAGCUAAUGAAAAUCAUUCUUGACAAGGAAACUGACAAUGAUUUGAAAAUUGUUAACGGACCCGAGGAAGGUGUUGAUAAAGUUGGUGAUGAGAGAAGCGAGGGAGAAAUAACUACUACAACAGACAAUGAAAAUCCAAGUUGUGAAGUUGAGAGAGAAUUAAGACGACAGGGUAUAACCUUGAGCGAAUUAGUCAGCGAUAAUCCACGUUUGUCAUUAGACUGGCAACCAUUCCGGGGAGUCACGCAGUGUUCCUGUGCAUCACCCAUUGAUUCUUUAACCAGAAAGGUCAGUUUCAUAUAACUCAAGGAAUUUCAGAAAAAACCGGUGGUUAAUACUGUAUGCCGUACAUAUGACCUAACAUAUGCAGUAUGCCAUCGCAACAAAACUGCAUGUAGCCUAACCGGAACCCAGUUGCAUGUACCAUUACAUCAUGAACCACAAUGUUAGAUCACGACCGCACUGCAACCAUAACCCACUACACCCUGCAUAAACUAAGCGCCGUUGGUAUAAGGGAGCCGCUUAACAUGUGCUUAAUUUAGUACGCGCACGUCACGAAAAACGCACGCUAAAUUCAGUGUCAGCAACACGGGUGAAAACAACGGAUUUUUUCUCUCAACAAAGACGGCUACAGAUGAAAAACAAAUUUAAACUGGUAAUAAAUCCAAAAGUAAAACAUAUUAUAUUAUAUAUUAUUAAUAUAAUAUAAUAUAAUAUAAUAUAAUAUAAUAUAAUAUAAUAUAAUAUAAUAUGUUUUACUUUUGGAUUUAUUACCAGUUUAAAUUUAUAUUUAUAAAUUUGGAUAUAUUACCAGUUUAUAUUAGUAACUAACAUAUUAGUAAGUAAUUAAUUCAUAACCCAAGCUACUUUUGUUUUAGUAUCACUGUUGGAACUGCGGUCAAGUAUUCUGUCGAAGAUGUAUUGACUAUCAGACGUCUCUCCCUGGACAUUACUCAGAAAAUAAAGUUCCAGUUUGCAAAAGCUGUUUUAAGAAGAUAGAAAAGAAACCGAGAACUGCCACAUGAUGUCAGUGUUGACGCGAUGGUCUGCAGGCCACCAUAUCAUUCAAGCCUCCGUUCACACGGAAUAAUAUACUAGCGAGCUGAAGCAAGCGAGUUCUUGUCAACACGGACGUCACCCGAUUAUCUCUAUAAUCUUGGCGGCAUUUUGCAUCAUAGCGCUCGUGCAAGGAAGCAAAAAACUCAGUUUUUAAUCCAGUCCCCUCUCGGAAAAUCUGUCCUGCCUCCUCCGCAGCCCCUCGUUGCGUCAUGGAAAGGUCACGAUCUGGCGAGGGCCUGCGGAAUCUUGUAAAAAAAAUGGCGCCGCCGUCAGCAAGUAAAUUUCUACAUAAUCUUGAAUAUAAACAAGAUAUAAAAAAGCGGCGUGAAACUUGUAAAUUAAACUGGCGACUCUUAGGACGUGGAAGGAAGCAUUUUUUAACGAUAAGGUUUGUUGUCCACACCAACGUUGCAAGAAUAAAACUGCCUUCUUUAACGAAGCAGGUUCAAAACAACAGUUAUUCAUUUUACAAGAUUCCGCAGGCCCUCUCGAAAUCGCGACCUUCCCAUGACACAACGAGGGCCUGCGGAGGAGGCAGAAAUCUGUCGUCCGUGUUGACAAAAACGUAAGCUCGCUAAUUCUUGCUCAAAGUGACAGAACGCUGCAUUUGCACGAUUUGCAUAGCCAGCCUGGUCUCGUAUGAACGUAAUCGUGGAAUUUUUCGACUGCAUGGUCAUUUACAAAUCUUUUAUCAACAUAAAACAAUGUUGUCAAUCUCCUACCCAGGGUUCUUUCCUUAUUUUUCACAUACGGAAAGUAUCGAGGUGGCAGUGCAACCGCGUUCACAGGGUCUUCCCUGGUAACGAGAUUGGUUGCAGUGUUGUUGGCAAUGAGCUCCAUAUAUAUCUGGAGCGAGAACUCGAGUCCAAAAAGUGAAGAUGGCGGAAAUUGAAGAGCUAUUGGACGUCAGUUCCAGCCCCUUUAUAUUGUUGUGCCAUAAUUUCAUAUUUUGACCUCGAUUUAAAGAAACUUGAUUAGCGACACGGUCUGUUAAAAAAAGCUGGAAUUAGCUGGGAGAGAUGGUGUUGAAACUGUUUAGGAUCCUUCAGAACUCUUGGACGUCAAUGUCCGCCAUCUUGGCUUCACUUUUCUCAUAGUCCGAAUGACUCAAGUUCUCGCUCCAGUUAUAUAUAGAGAGAUCACUGGUUGCGAUCCCAGACUAUGAUUGGCGAAAUGCAAAGAUUACAUCAAAUCACAUCCUGCAAAUUAAAGUGGCUUUUCCACAAAUGGACAUCAGACAAGGGUAUGCAAGUUCUCGCCUCUCUUUAUCACCAUAAUUUUUGCAGUUGGUAACAAUAGAUUAAAAAAAAGAUGCAUCAACUUAAUUCGCUUCAUAUAAUUGUGUGAUCUAGUUAACGACAUCCAAUCAAUGAUCGUUCGUUAAAACCAGCUAGUGAGAAUUAUUUUUAGGAUAUUUUCAGAAUUUUUUCAAAGUGUAAUAGAGCAUUAUAUUAAUAAUUUAUUAAUAAAAGUAAACUUUUUUCUGAGUUAACUUGUAUUGUAGUAGUUCGAGCCCUCAGAUUGCCGUAGAGUAUUUUAAUUAAACAUAAAAAAUAGACACUCCUUAAAUUGUUAAAAUUUUCACAUUCUCGUCGUUUCGACUACAUAUUUCUAGUCGUCUUCAGGAGAAUGCCGCGUAUUUUAAAAGCCAGCUAUUUUAUAGUCAUACAAACUUUACAACUCGCAAGUAACGAGCUUAUAAGUAAUUGGCCUUUAAAAAUACGUGCCAUUUUCCUGAAGAUGACUGUAAAUACAGGUGUAUGCACGCAUGGGUAGUUUGAGCUCUGCUGGUGUAUUUACCACUAAAAUAAUUUUGAAAAGUAAAUUUUCGAGUGCAGAGGGUUGUUUUUAAAAAACCACUCUAAAAAUGACUUGAGCACAAAAUGGAAGGCUUAACACGCGCAAUUUGAAUUAAUAGGGUGCAAAUUUAGAAGAUAUUUUUAUGAAUUAUCGAAGUACCAGACAAUUUCAUGUAAUGUGCGUGCUAAUGUCCAACGCGCGACCACUAAAAUGUGAACUUUUUGCCAUAGUAGCCUUUCACGCAUAAAUUUUAAACUUUUUGUAAAAAAAUCAGUCAUGCGUUUAACAAAUUGUGCGUGAAUGGCUAAUAUGGGAAAAAGUCAAUUUUUCAGGAGGCCGCGCGUUGGACUUGGCGUACAUCAAACUGCUGGUACUUUAAUAGUUCAUGAACCACUUUCUAAAUUUGUACCCUAUGAAUUCAAAUUACGUAUUUAUAAUAAGCCAUUUUUAGAGUGGUUUUAUAAAAAAAACAACUCCUGCAUGCACUUCAUAAUUUUAGUGUUAAAGAUAUAGCAGACUCCAAAGUACACAUGCAUGCAUAAUAAAGUUUUCAAAAAUUUUACGGAAUUUGCAGUUAGCGAACAUUUUCGAACUGUGCAGGUUUUUUUCAUACACCCUGUAUAUAUAGUUGAAAUCAGAAUGAAAAUGUUAACAAAUUUAUCCAGUAUACUCAAGAGUCAAGAACAGCGUACAGCAGUACGCUAUUGCUUUUGUCAUGAUGAAAUAGCGGAGAGUAUAAUCAUUUCUCCUGUACCUAUUUUUUAGACGUGUCACCAAAACCACAGGAUCCCAUCUGUGUCUGUGUUGUAUGUUUUUCAGUUUAUUUAUUUUAGUAUAUUUAUAUUGCCUUUUAAUUUAAUUAUAACACUACAUUACACUAAUAUGUCAUAUAACAAUAAUAAUACUCCUAUAGUCGAACAUAUAAUAACAACAUAUAAGUUGAUUUGUAUUUGUAUGUUAUUCAGUUUAUUUAUUUAAGAUCUAUUAUUAGCUUAUAUAUAAAAGCAACGCCUUUCGAACCUGACAGCCCGUUCGCAGGAUACACGCGUUAUUCAUAUCUUGCCCGCGUGUAUCCUGCGAACGGGCUGUCAGGUUCGAAAGGCGGUGCUUUUAUAUAAGCUAAUAAUAGAUCUUAAAUAAAUAAACUGAAAAACAUACAAAUGCAAAUCAACUUAUAUGUUGUUAUUAUUAUUAUGUUCGACUAUAGGAGUAUUAUUAUUAUUAUAUGACAUAUUAGUGUAAUGUAGUGUUAUAAUUCAAUUAAAUUAAAAGGCAAUAUGAAGACAGUAAAAUAAAUAAACUGAAAAACAUACAACACAGACACGGAUCAACGCUUGGUCUUCCUGUGCCAAAACACUACACAAUAUGUAUUAGGCCAAGGGAAUGAAAGUCAUAGAAUACCGUCCUUAUAAUUUCAAAAAUAGAUGAGGCUUUUUUUCAUUAUUCAUUAUUCAUUAUUUU